Messenger RNA from Brassica napus (rape), 1931 nucleotides. Its product is annotated as phosphatidylserine decarboxylase proenzyme 2-like. Gene Ontology annotation, biological process: phospholipid biosynthetic process. The record is from RefSeq and is a predicted model, not a curated record. The transcript has 5 exons. NCBI's taxonomy places the organism in Eukaryota, Viridiplantae, Streptophyta, Magnoliopsida, Brassicales, Brassicaceae. Gene Ontology annotation, molecular function: phosphatidylserine decarboxylase activity. The coding region runs from base 1459 to 1752 and encodes 97 amino acids.
AAGACAAAGGAGUACAAGUAAGUUUCGAUUGAUCUCCAUUGUCUCUUUUAGGAACAAGUAUAAGUAAGUUUUUAAUUUUUUUUUAGAUACAUGCGAGACAACAAUUUGCAAGGACAGACUCUGGGAGAUACUGAGAUGGGACUUAAGAGAAACCACAGAACAGAAUUAUGCUUCUAGCAAAAGAUGAGGUAAAAAAAACCUUAAUUUCGUUUGGUCAAAGGUUUCUGUUAUUUUUCUUAGAUUUCUGUUAUUAUCAUCUCAAAUUUGACUCUCUGUUUUGACGAAGGAACGGGCAAUCAAGUGAUGACCAGGGCAGGCUUAAGUGGUGGGGCCAGCGGUGCGACCGCCCAGGGUCCAUGCACAAAAAGGAUCCAUAAAUUUUUUAAUUUUUUGUAGCAUUAAAUUAUUUUAGGUUUUAAAGAUAAUCAUUAGAGUUUAAAUCUCCGCAUGGUCGAUUGAAAAUGGGUAACGGGUUUGAAUAAAAGUUUUUUAAAUUUCUCAAUUUUAGGCUUUAAAAAUAUGUUUUCUUGUUUUGUACACGGUCAUAAGAAAUAAAUUAUAUAUGAUGGUUCUAGAGCCAAACCGAAACCAUAUUGUUAUUUGGUCAUUCACUUAUUUGUUAACACACUUUCAUCAAAAAUCAUUGUAUGCUUGAAGGUGGUCAGGAAGAAAACCCAACAGAUUCUUAAAUACAGUUCAACUUAUAUCUAUUUUUCUUAAUAUAUUUUUGUUUCUUAAAUACAGUUCAACGUAUAUUUGUUGGUCUUUCCCAGUUUUGUUUUUUUCUUUUGGACGUUCAGAUUCCUAUUCCUAAGUGUUAUUUUUCUUUUUAUUUGAUUUUUUUAUUCAAUCACACAAAAGGUGCUUCAAGUAGAUUUGUGAAAAGCUUAAGUGCUGAUUAAAAUUCGGGUUUGAUCGUAUGAAUAACGUUUCUUAGUCAAAUGAUUUAGUUUCUGUUGGUUUUAGAUUACGACAUUAGUUAUUUCAGUGAGCAUAAUAAGAUGUUACACAUUUGUUUUGCUUGUUUUGAUUAACACAAUUGUUUUAUUUUGUUGCAAUAAGCCAUAUUUUUCUUGCUUUACGAAGAUAAAAAAAAAUUUCGCCCCAGGGCCUUAGAAGAGUUUAAGCCGGCCCUGGUGAUGACUGGUAGGUUUUUGACUGAUAGACAAGCGUCAUGUGGGUGAGAGAGAAGUCUCUCCUUCUUAUAAACUUAAUAACCACGCAUAAACUAAUAGAUUCUCCUUAACAACACCAUAUUCAUUAUGUUCAGAUGGAUGUUCAAACUAAGUGAAUGGAAACGCUUAUCUACUUAUGACGUUGAUUUGAAUACUGGUUCAAGUGCUACUCACAUUGAGGUGAUUGACAGGAAGACUAAGAGGCUUGUGGAAGAGUUGAUAGACUCAAAGAUUGUUCUGUCCAUGAUAGCUAUUUACCAGUCCAAAAUUUGGGCUUAGACUUAUGGAUCAAGGGGCAAAGGAGAUUCUGCAGAAACUUUCUGAGAAGCAUGGGAAAAAAAUGAACACAGUUGAAUCCGCCCUAAAAAUUGCCAGCUUUCUUAAGUUCUUUAAGGAUCAAAUAAACAUGGCUGAAGUCAAGUAUCCUCUGCAGCACUUCAAGACAUUCAAUGAAUUUUUCAUAAGGGAGUUGAAACCUGGUGCGAGAACAAUGGCAUACAUGAACCGUGAUGAUGUUGCUGUAUGUGCUGCCGAUUGUCGAUUAAUGGUAUUUGAUAGAACCAAAGGUGUAUAUUGAUAGAACCGCCCAACCUCCCACUCUUGAUCUCCACAAACCAGAGACUCAAGCCAAUACGAUCUUGCUCAUCAAGAGAAGCAAGCUCAAGACUCACCAACUAACCCCCCUCACAUAUUCCUCUUGGGUCCUCUUAUAUUGUGCGAGGCCCAAUAACAAAUGUAACAAACUCUAUACCACAC